Molecule: messenger RNA, 2787 nt
Organism: Osmia lignaria (orchard mason bee)
Lineage: Eukaryota; Metazoa; Arthropoda; Insecta; Hymenoptera; Megachilidae
Product: odorant receptor 10-like
Biological process (GO): detection of chemical stimulus involved in sensory perception of smell; sensory perception of smell
Cellular component (GO): plasma membrane
Molecular function (GO): odorant binding; olfactory receptor activity
Source: RefSeq, a predicted model, not a curated record
UUGCCACAAGGUAGGUAAAAAGAAACUCCUAAGUUGAUAACCACGUCCGUUUAUUCUUUUAUAAUCUUCGCGUUCGCGUUCGCACUCUCUCUAAUUACGACAGGCAGGGAAUACCGUGGCCGUAUUCUAAACUCCCCGAGCCACAGGGGGCAUGAUGGAACUACACGUUAUAAGCAAAAGUCCGGUCCCGAGCGUUUUGCUUGUACCGAGUCUAUAUGGUAGAUCCUUUCGAACACUUAUUGAAUCUUUACUGUAUGUCCUAUUUUCCUUAUCUCCAACUUGAACUUCACACCUUAUCGUCGCUUCAACUAUACCUCACCUCGUGCUAAAAAUUAAUAUAAAUCCCCUUUCCCAUUUCGUACACCUCGCAAACUGAACUUUACAAACGAACAACUUCCUUGCAGAAUUAUCUUUAACCCUUAUCGGACGUUAGCUUUUUAUACAUGAUUCUCAUUAGGUGGCAGUUGAUUUCAGGAAAUAUGUGAAAAAUUUUCCAGAAAUAUGCCAAAAAUUUAUUUUUGCCUUAUAAUUUCUGUUAUGAGUUCGUCAGUGAAAAAUUUUUUGAAAUAAUCUAUAGGCUGAAUUUCCAAAAAUUUGGCGGUUGAUAUUUGUAAAAGGAAUCCUAUUAGGGAGAAUCCUAUCAUCAUCAUCACUCUCGAUUUUAAUCCAAUCAUCGUCUGAGUUAUCAUUUUCUUCUUCACUUGAAUAUUUUAUAGUUAUAACUUUUCUUCUCUUAGGAUGUAAUAAGAUGUGACUGCUCGUCUCAUGACUAGAAUCAAAAUCACUUUGAGAAUUGUUUUCAAAACAUUCAUUGCCACUGUCACUAUCGAAAUUUAUAAACUUUUCUUUACUCAUUUUUUGGGCUCAAUAUAUUGAAGAUUUACUACAAAAGGCAUUGAUAUAUCACUGGAGAUGUUACUUGCUCCUUUGCUGAUACUUAACUGACAAGGCAAUCGUGCCCAGAUUUUACAGAUAUGUAAUAUGUACAUUGUUACCUCCCACGUGACAUACGGCCACAGUGACAAAGUACUGUCGACCCUUGCAUAAUUCAGGGUUCGAUCUGUCCAUCAUCGUUCCUAUGAACGCAACUCCAUGUUUCAUGACUGAGGGUGCACAUAAGAAGAGAAAAAUCUUUGUACCAGAUAAUCAACAUGCCCUGUAAAUUACAGUGGUGUCAUGUCACUGAAUAUAUUUCUGACGUCUUUGAUGUUAUUGCAACAGCUACGCUGUACAUCAGAGGCCAAGAUGUUAGUUUUCCGGCAACCACCAUGGACACCAGAUCGUAUACGGACUUUUCCAUCGCUUUCGCGACAUAUAUAACAAAGUACACAGGGAUAUGGGUGCCACGAAAUGCGGCAGAAGAACUGCAAAGGAAAAUAUCAAUGGCGUAUACGGCCUUCGCACUUCUGUAUGGGAUAUACGUGAACACAGUAGAUAUUUACCACUCAUGGGGCGAUGCAACCCACUGUACGUUUCUGAUACUCAACACGACGUGUAUCAGUAUGACAACAGUUAAGAUGAUCAUCCUAAACUCUAAAAGAGCUGGUUUCGUAGACGCCCUUUUCUACGCGCAACGGCACUUCUGGCAUCGCAGGUAUACUCCCGAGGAACGACUUAUCUUUUUCAUAUCUGUGAAAUACUGUAUACGGUAUGUGAUCUUCGCAAUCGGUUCUCUUCAACUUGCUUUAUCCGGAUACACGAUCACACCUCUUAUUGAAAACCUUGGACGAAAUAAAUCGGACAGGGUACUUCCAUUCAAGAUGUGGGUCGACUGGCCAUUAUCUGAGACACCGUAUUACGAACUAAUGUUUACUUUUCAGGUGAUUUGCGUAAACUUAAUUGGCGCCGCAUACGUUUGCCCUGAAAUGUUUUUAUGCCUGUUUAAUCUGCACGUGAUGGGUCAGUUUCGUAUACUACAACACAGAAUGUUAAAUUUCUGGAACGUUGAAGGCAAAAAGAUGGACGCAAUCAUGUACACCGAUCAUUGUUAUACAGCUCUGAAGAAGUGUAUACAACACCAUCAGUUGCUUAUUGAGUUCUGCAUGAAGCUCGAACAAGUAUACACCAUGUCGAUCUUUACGCACAUGGCAGUUUUAAGUCUGUUGCUGUGUUUCGAUUCCUACGAAAUAGUCGUGGCAAAUACGAGUGCUUCUAUGCGUAUCAUUUUCUUGUUUCACGGAGUUGGAAGCCUGGGUCAGCUGUUUAUGCUUACGUAUACUAGCAAUUUUAUGAUGGAGGAAAGCACGAAUGUUAUUACCUCGAUGUAUUUAGGAUCUUGGAGCACAUUGCCAAUGAAUAAAGAUGGCAGAUCAUUUCGAUCGGCUAUGAAAUUCAUUAUGAUUAGAUCAUUAAAACCGUGCUAUCUGACUGCUGCCGGAUUUUUCCCUCUGACUUUGGGAACUUUUACUUCGCUUUUAAGUUCUACAUUCUCUUAUUUUACUUUGAUGAGGCAAUCGUUCACGAGACCCGAUGGAGAGUAAUAUAAGAAAUAACUUAAUAUGCAUUAAAUGCGAUGUAAGAAACAUACAAAUCUGUCGAAAGAUAAUAUGUGAAUAAUUUUCAACGUGUAAAAAAUGUCGUGAUUAAUGUGCAUUUUGCAUUUCUGUGUACAGCAAAAUAUAGUAUGCUCGAUAUGAAUAGCAUGAAAUACUUUUUCUCCUGCUGUGAUAUCAAAGAAUAAUGGUCGCGCAUCCUGAAGGUCGAAAUUUGUAUAAAAGCCUUGAUCUUCCUACUACUUGUAUUUAAAAAACAACUAAUAUACGCCGAAAUAUUUUGAGCAAGUAUAUC